AUGCCAGUUGACGACAUCCAAACCCUUGAUGACGAUCAGGUCAUCAGGGUCAUGGAACUUGCCAAGAAUUCAUCAAGUUUGAGGGAUUUGAAAGAUGUGUCGGAAACUUUCUGCAACGAGCUGGUGCGAGAAGCCAAUUUAGACUUCGCCCGCACCAUGAACAAGAUCAUCUUGAUCAGUGAUCCUCAGGUUCAGAAGCCUCCAGGCCAUGACAGCGGCUUCGCACAGGUCCAUCCUGGCCUUAGCCGGUUGGUUCGCCUGCCUACACCUUGCGUGGAGAGAAGGCCGGGGAAAGCGAAGUUUUGGACCAUCCGCACAUUUGCAUCCAUCGGCUCGAUCGCGAUGGCUAGUGCUGGUGGGUAUCCUUCCUCGAAGUCGCCAUCGGUAGGCUCUAAUGCGAAGUUCAAGAUCGGCCUCUGCCAGACUCAUGUCAGUCAUAACAAGCAAGAGAGUCUGGCCAACGCGAAAGCAGCGAUCGAAGAAGCUGUCAAGAAGGGGGCCGAGAUUGUGGUUCUUGGUGAGAUGUUCAGCUGCCCGUAUGCCACAAAGUACUUUCACGAGUAUGGUGAGAGGCUGCCGUUACCAGGACAGAUGGCUUCCGAUUCGAGCCCGACCGUGAAGCUCCUCUGCGAGCUGGCUCGAGAAUUGAAAAUUUGGAUCGUCGGGGGCUCCCUUCCGGAGCUCGAAGAAGAUCGGGUCUACAAUACCUGCUUGGUACUGAACCCAUCAGGCGGCAUUGUCGCCAAGCACCGAAAAGUGCACCUCUUCGACAUAGACGUGGCCGCAACCGCAUCGCGGGCUGCAAUGAAGUUCAAGGAGUCAGAUGUUCUCUCGGCGGGAGAGACGAUGACUCUGGUCGAUCUUCCGUGGUGUCGAGCAGGCGUGGGCAUUUGCUAUGACUGUCGCUUCCCCGAAUUGGCACUAGCCAUGCGUGCUGAGGGGGCCAAGGUGUUGAUCUACCCCGGCGCUUUCAACAUGACCACAGGGCCUGCGCAUUACCAGUUGCUGGCACGUGGUCGGGCGGUCGACACUCAAUCAUAUGUUGCAUUUGCUUCUCCAGCAAGAAGCAGCGACAAGAACGACUACCAGGCUUGGGGGCACUCGCAGCUGAUCAAUCCGUGGGCGGAGGUGGUGGUCGAGGCAGAGCAUGAGCCUGGUGUGUGGGUUGUGGAGAUCGACCCUUCGGAAGCAGACCGCAUUCGAGAACAGGUUCCAACCUCAUACCAGAAACGAGGGGACCUGUAUGCGCCUUAUGCGCAGCUGGAGGACUCCAAGCGGCGACGUGGUGAGAGCUCUCUGUGA
Symbiodinium natans is the source of this 1302-nucleotide messenger RNA. The record is from the annotation of a GenBank genome assembly. NCBI's taxonomy places the organism in Eukaryota, Dinophyceae, Suessiales, Symbiodiniaceae.